UCGCAGCAUAAUUUACUGUAAACAAUUCAAAACUUUGUAAAACUAUUCAAAAGUUAUAAUUAUAAAGCUUUAACUUUUUAUAAGUUACGAGAAGAGAACAAGAAUAUAAUGAUUAAGUUACCUAAAUGGGUAGGUGGCUCGGACGAAGAAUAUGAAACUCAGCAUUUUGGCUUUGGUGCUCAAAGACUGAAAAUUUCGGUUCGGCAAAUGGUUGAUCAAAAAAUUAGGACUGGUGUGAAGGAUAUGGAAACCUAUUUAGCACAAACUUUGGACCUUAACGACACUGAUAAGGAAACACUAACACAAUCAUGUGAUAAUCUUAUACGGUUGUAUUGUCAGAGGGCCGAGCCCUCCCUAGAUAUUGUUGACAAAGAGAUUGAACGUAUCCUAAAAGUACCUGAGAAUGUGCUGUUGCCAGAAGAUGAAGUGCAACGAGAUCAAAUUUCUACAGAAGAAUACAACAAGCUUAAAGAAGACGUAGUUACUUUAAGGAGAAGGGUGGAAAGGGCGGCAUUGUUGGAAGCUUUCCUUACAGCUGAAGAAGAAGAACUCGCCAUGGUCGAGAAUGUGUGUGAAAUCGCCAAAAAGGACAUGGAAGUGCUAGACUUACUGCAAAAGGACAUUGAUAGUAAAGAAAAUGUUAAGAAGAUUCAAAACAAUGUUCAGUUCCUGUGUGCCAGUGCUCCGUUCAUGGUGAAAAGUGAUGAGGUGGAUUUGUAUGAAGAUAAAACUGAAUGAU
This is a messenger RNA of Aricia agestis (brown argus), 739 nucleotides long. RefSeq names its product protein MIS12 homolog. Gene Ontology annotation, cellular component: nucleus; chromosome, centromeric region. The record is from RefSeq and is a predicted model, not a curated record. The transcript has a single exon. Bases 109 to 738 code for a protein of 209 amino acids. Gene Ontology annotation, biological process: mitotic cell cycle; mitotic sister chromatid segregation; protein localization to kinetochore. Lineage: Eukaryota; Metazoa; Arthropoda; Insecta; Lepidoptera; Lycaenidae.